Molecule: messenger RNA, 1341 nt
Organism: Zingiber officinale
Lineage: Eukaryota; Viridiplantae; Streptophyta; Magnoliopsida; Zingiberales; Zingiberaceae
Product: MAP7 domain-containing protein 1-like
Exons: 4
Coding region: 1-1341 (446 amino acids)
Source: RefSeq, a predicted model, not a curated record
AUGCCUUCAGCUGAAGUUUUGUAUCGAGCGUCGGAGGUUCUGCCUCUGCCCCUCGAUGACCUGGAGAUAAUGCGGCGCAGUCGGGCAAUCUUGGGCAGGAGGCUACUCCCUCACCUUGGGUCUGCCGUAGUCGGGGCAGCGACUCAGCCUGCUCCCAGCCCUGCCCUACACGCCGCUUCUCCUUCCUCUGCCGCCUUGAGCCGAGGUCGGGGCCAAGCCACUCGCCCGGUCAGAAGCGCCUUCCGAGGAGCCUCGCGAUCAUCCAGACGCGGUCGCGCAGCUCUUCAUCGCGCAGGUCCGAGCUCAUCCGGACGGGGCGACACAGACAGGGGUGCGGCGGCCUCUUCCCUGGGUCAGCCUUGCUCUGAUGAUUCUGACUCUGAUAACCAGCCCCUGCUUCACAGGCGGCGUCGAAGACCAGCUUCUCCUAACCCCUACAGGGGGCGACCAGCUGCGUUCCGCUCUGCUCCUACUACUGCAGAGGGAGACAGCCCCGACGAUCAUCAAAACCCGGUGCCCACUGAGCCUGUUCCUGAGCCAACUCCGGCCCCUCCUGGUGCUGACGCCGGCCCUUCUCAACCUUCCUUCUCCGCCCGCCAUCGUUACAGGACUACCAUCCCCUCUGAAGCUGCUCUAGCUCGGCGGCCCGACGCCCCCGCAAGCCUCCUGAUGAUGAAAGGCUGUCUCGACAGUUUGUGGGCAGAGAGCAUGGAUCAAAUGGGUGACGCAUCUCCAUUAGCCCAGAUGGACAGGUUCUCGAAGUCCUGGGCUAAAACUCAUGCAGAAUCCCUAGUGCUGAACCAAUCUUUCCACACUCUUCAUCAUGAAAGCAAAGAACUCCAGGAGAGAGUCUCUGAAUUAGAGUUACAAUUGAACGACCCCGCCCAGGCUAGUUAUGUUUUGCGAGCGGAGAUUCAGGCCCUAACCAAUCAGACCGACCGACAGAAACGGUCCCUGAUACAGGUGAAGGAUGAGCUCCGAGCUAUGAGGGAGGAGAAAGCUGCAUCUGAGGCGGGGUUUCAGCAGCAACUAGCCCACCAAGCUCAGGAAAUACAAUCCAAGAAUACUCUUCUGCAGGACAAGAACAAUAAACUGGAGGUCCAGGCGGCACAGUUGGAGACUCAGGCAGCUGAAUUGCGGGAGCUGAAAGCAGAACUGUCACAGUCCCGAGCGGCGUUAACUGGGGUAUCCACCGCCUUAACCGUCUAUCAAGAAGGAGAGGAGGACCGCUGGGGCACGCUUGGCUACGACCGUGCCCUAUACGACGGCUGGAGUCAUCAGGCAACUGCACGCACAGGGCUUCCUGAGCUCUAUCCCUCCAACAGACUUCUUGAAUCAUGA